UCGCGCUACUGCUGGCCCAGAUUCGAUGCGACCGUCACGACGUGAACGUGAUAUCCGAUUCGUCCGCGAGUUCGCUGGGCCACCCUGCUCCCGUACCCUCGCCUCUACAGUCCACCCGUAAAACUUCGAACGAGUAGUAGAAUCCCAGAAACGAAGAGCUCUCUCCUCUAGCUCGUUCGUUGACGCGUGAAUCGUAGGAAUUCGAAGAUCGUAUAUCGUCUGGAUGUUCGUCGUUUAAUUUUGUGUUUAAUUUUUUUCUCUCUCUCGUUUACAUACUUGCAAGAGAGUGUUUUUUAUGAACUGCCACGGAAUCGUGCCAAGUGAAAUCGUGUGCAACGCGUGGUGUGCCGUUACGCUGUGUGUGUGUAAGAUGUGACUUCCCGGCGUGCAUCCGUGCGCUGUCGUCACGCCGUUUUGUCGAACCCCCGCGACCGUGCGACGUGCGGUCCUCCCCACGUCCCGCACUGCAAUAACAGAUCUCGCGUUGUACUCUGCUGCGCGCGGCGAACCCAGAGGCUUCUGAUAUAUCCGCUCUAACCCCGGCCAGGCUCGUUCGGGUCGUCAAAUGACCUUAAGUUUCCUGGUGAGUGCAUCCUCACAUACAUGGAGUUUCAGCUGGAUAGUGCAGAGUACUGCCAGGCUCAACACAAAUAGAGAGAUACGCCCAAAUAUCCUAGAACCUGCUAGGCACUAUUGAAGAAGAAAGAAAAAAAGAAAGGAACAUCUCAAUCAGGCAAAGAAAAAAAUUUUUUGAUAUUGGGAUCAUCCGCCUUGAAGUCAGAAAAUCAUCAGCUAGUCAUCACGAAAUAUAGAAUUAAAUAGAAUCAAUUGUUAAUUUACAAUAUUAAAUACAAGCAUUGUAGUUACUGAGCGCACCUGAUUUAGGCGCACCCAGUGCCAAAUAGCUAAUCUUCCGAAUCAUAGUCAAGGAUCCCAAGUGGGAAUCGAUCGCAUAUCAACAACGCCUAAUGUAACGUAGUCCUCACCCUUUCAAGGAAAUUUGCACCUUCACAACCCUCCUCGAGGUCUACAUGUGAACCCAUUGUUCUGUCCUCUGUAAAAAAAUAACAAAGUAUUCAAUUAGUUAAAUGAAAAACAACUUUAUAAGACUGACAUCUAUGGGCUAAGUUCUCAAAUUCAGCUUUUGUUGCUGAAGUUGUAUAGUGUGGCACAUUGCAAAAAUAAAGAGAAACAGUGUCGUACAAAAUCGUCAAAAACAUAAAAAUAGUAGGAGUUUUACACCACUUGUUGUCCAAAAAGGAAAUGAGCAACAUGAGGGUGAAGGACAUCAGACCGGAACCCGCCGAGAUUGAAUACAAAAAUAUGAAGUUCCUUAUUACUGAUCGGCCCAAUGAUCAGACCAUUCACACUUUUAUUCAAGAACUGAAGAAGCACAAUGUUAAAGAAGUAGUGAGGGUCUGUGAACCAACGUACAAAGUAGAGGAACUUAAAGCAGAAGGGAUCAAUGUCAUAGAUUUGGUAUUUGAUGAUGGAACAUUUCCACCAAACGAAGUUAUCGACGAAUGGUUCGAACUAUUAAAAAAUCGGUUCCGCGAAUCUCCUGAUGCAUGCGUGGCCGUACACUGUGUCGCAGGGCUUGGUAGAGCGCCGGUCUUAGUUGCACUUGCUCUUAUUGAGCUGGGGCUAAAGUAUGAAGAUGCGGUCACAUUAAUUAGGGACAAAAGGCGAGGUGCUAUUAAUUCAAAGCAGCUGGCCUAUCUUGAAAAAUAUCGUCCCAAAUCUCGAUUGAAGCUCAAAAAUGGACAAAAAAACUCCUGCUGCGUCCAAUAGAUUAAACGAUUUCUUUGAGAAGUUACUAAUUCAUACUGAUUGGUAUACCUAAUUGUAUAGGUUUUCGCGCCUGAUAACAAGAGACAUACCGUAUCGACUCUGUUCUGAAAGGCCUAUCAAUGGAAAUGCAACCAUACCACUUGUGAAACAGUUUAAUAAUAAUACGUAUAUUUUGCACCAUUUGAUCCUCCAGCAUAAAUGAAGCAAUUUAAAAGCAAAGUAAAUUGCAUAUGAUUAUUUGCACUCUUCUUUUACGAAAUGUUUAUAUUUAUUUUUGAUACUAAAUUAAUAUUAAAUGCUACAGAAUAGGAAAUGUCUUCUGAACGUGAUACGAAUAGUAAUAAAAUUCGAAUGGAUCUGAUCGUUUUUAUGUAAUAAAUAAAGAAAGAAAAAGAAAUCAGAUCAGCUUAUGCGUUUCAUAAUAAUACUUAGUACCUUAUUUUAAAAUUAUCGUGUACAAGUAUUCUAGAAGGCUGCAUUUACUUGGUCCAAUGAAAUAAGACGUCUAAUAUUACUAAUUAAUUUAUGAACAUUAGUUAAUAUGUUACUUGUGCAAGAUAUUUUAAGCAUGGUUGGAGCAAUCACCUAUAUGAAUUAGUAAAAAUUUCUAGUAAAAAAAAAUGGUUCCUUUGCUAUUCAGUCGUCAUAAAAUUUAGCUAUUUAGAAAAUUAGUGCAAUAAAAAACUAACUCACCUUUUCCAUAAUAAUUAAAUGCAAGAAAUGAUGAACGUCCAAUUAACAACAGCUUUUAAGCAAUUCGACAUACUUACUUUUAGAUUAUUAUUAAAUACAUAUUUUCUGCAGAUGUUUUGCGUAUAACAUAAACAAGAAAAAAUAAAACAAAAUUUUUGUACUAUUGGAAUAUACUAAAAAUAUGCAUUUUCUCAACAAAAUGUGGUUCAUGGAUGUUAUCUGUACUACAAAAAAAUAAAAGAAAAAAAAAGAAAAAAGGAAAAAACGGAACGAUAUAUUAAUUGGUAUAUUUAGUUGGAUUUAUAAAAAUAAUCAUUCAAUGAAUGUACGCUGUAUUGCAAAUAUUCUUUAAAUUUUAUGUUUUCUAUUAUGUACCCUAUCAAAUUUGAUAUACAUUAUUGACAGUAAUUGCAAUAUACAUUUUCAUAUAUUUAUCACAUUUUAAAAUUAAAAAAUUUCGAAGGGAAAUUUAUACGAGAGAAAAUUAUUUACACACGAAAAUUUAGAAACUCUUUUGAAACCAGUGAAUGUUUAAAGUAUACCUCUUAAACGAAAGGAACGUUGCGUUGCAUUUCCAAUGGCAUGCCGAAUUGAUGAGUGUUCUUAACUCUUACUGGACUUGGAAUCUGCGUUAACUUGAAAUAACGAAUAUUGCGAAACAAAGUGAGGAAACAAGAAAUCGCUCCAGAGUUAUAUAUCACUUUUAUCGUAGCUUAACGACAAUUUCACCAAAAUUUAAAAAAAAAAACAUCCACUUUUAUUCGAUAAAUUUUAAAAAGGCUGCAUACGCGUUUUGUGUGAAGCAUAUAUUGUAAUCGUAAUCGCAAUUUUGGUAAAAUUGUCGGUGAUGCUGUACGCCACACUAAACUGUGUUCAAAAGAUAGAAAAAAAGAAUUCGCUCCUAAACUAAUGAAUGUAAUAUUUAUAUCAUUUCAUGCGUCUGCCGAUUUAACGUGAAUGUACGUUCCUGUAUAUAUUAUGAUACGUGAAUAUUGUGUUUAUAAUCGUUUCUCGUACUUAUAGCGAAAGUUGUGUACAAGAGUGAUGUGAUGAGGUAGUCGUAGUCGUCUGUAUUUUUUUUUUCUCCCUCCCUAUUUUUGAUGAUUAGCGUAUGUAAGAAUUCUGAAUGACGUUUUUCUACGAAACUAUUGACAAAAUGAGAUGAAUUUAAUUGCACGACACGCCAAUAAUAUAACAUAUUCCUUUAUGUGCAUAAUUUUUAAGUAAGUACCAUGUACAACCGUUGUACAUUCACCAUAAUCGCAGACUCGAAAUGAAAUUUGAACCUGGUACAGCUCCUUUUUUGUAAUGUUAAAAAACUGCAAUAUUUUUUACCAGAGGAUGGGACGAGGGACAUUCGUAAAAAUAAAGAAGAAUUAUCAAGCCUUAGAUUCGAAAUUGAACAAUUCUCUAAUUGUUCGAUUUUUCUUUUCUCUUUUUCCUUAGGUUAUCGUUAAACAAUUAAUCACGAUCGGCGAAACAAAUUUUGUUUUCUCUUCUUUUCCUUCUUUUUUUUUUCUCUCUCUCUCGUUUUAGUAAAACAUUAAUACUUUAAUUAGGUAUAUCUAGCAAUUCAUUGAGAAAGUUACCAACGAAUUUUUAUCAUGUGGAAUUUAAUUUUGCACGUCGAUUCACUUCUUCAAGCGAUUAUACUUCACCUGUCUGAAGUAAUUAUGAGUAUAUUAUGAGUGGACAUAUUUUAUCUGUGAUACAUUUUUUGUGGAGAAAAGGAUCGAAAACUAGAUGGAAUUAAUUGGGCUUAUUGAAAACGCGCUACCUAUGGAAAAAAUAAAUAGUGAAAGAUCAAGGUUAACGAGAACCGCGGCCCGCAUAUUUUAAAAUCGAACAAUUAAUGGGCAUUUGUAGAUCUUAUUUAAAAUUGUAUUUAGAAAUAUAUUUUGAUCUGAAUAUUUACUAUUUUGCAUACUCACCGCGUGUUAAACGAGGAAAGGAAGAAAACUUUUUAUUCUCGAAGAAUUGAAUCGAAACGCUGUAUAAAAUUUUAUUUCGUUCAGAGGACGAAAGGUGAUCCAUAAAAAAGCACGAGGUAUUUCAUUUAAUCGCUGUUAUUUUAUAAAACGGCGAUUGUGAAAAAAUCGUUUCGUACGUUAAGUGAAAUAAAAGUUAAAAAAGAAAAAAAAAGAAAAGAGUAUAAUGUUUCAAUUCAUAUGAAUAUUAAGAACAAGAACAACUUAGGUAGCAAAGAAAUCCUCUAUUUUGAACCGACGUAAACUAAGAACAGUCACUCCUUUCGAAUCGAUUAUGCAAAAA
Molecule: messenger RNA, 4755 nt
Organism: Frieseomelitta varia
Lineage: Eukaryota; Metazoa; Arthropoda; Insecta; Hymenoptera; Apidae
Product: protein tyrosine phosphatase type IVA 1
Exons: 6
Coding region: 1264-1791 (175 amino acids)
Biological process (GO): protein dephosphorylation
Cellular component (GO): nucleus
Molecular function (GO): phosphatase activity
Source: RefSeq, a predicted model, not a curated record